ACAGCGGAGUCCUAGUGACGGCAGCCUCCCCAGUCACUUGGCUGGAGACAGUCAGCGGACAAGAUGCUCUGCUGCUUUCCCAAGGGUCAGGGCCGCAGUCCCAGGACCCCGCGAAGGGAAAGCACUUGGCAACGAGUGCGAGGAUGGAUCGCUCAGCCCAGGUGCUUCAGGCCACUGGGCAGGAACCUCCCAACUGCCAUGGGCAGCGCAGGGCAGGUCUCCCCAGCCCCAGCCCCCAGGUGCUCUGAGAUGAACGGGAGCCCAGAGCAGGUCUCCCUGGGCCUGGCCGCCAGACACCUGGAGCCACUGAGUCCAGAACCGGACAGUUUAGUCCUGGCCAGCACUAUUGGAAACCAGGCGGCCGAGGGCCUGGCAGAGGUCUGCACAGCGAGGACGGAGGCGGCAGGCACACAGUGCACCACGACGGAGCCCCUGGAGCAGGCCUUCGUGGACAGCUGCCCCAUCCCUGGGACCCACUUCCCGGACCCCAUGAGGGCCGACACUUCCUCCCCAGAGGAGGCCAUGGUGGGAAGGUCCACGUCCGAUGUCCCUGAGUCCUCACUGGAGCUGCACUGCCACGAGGAUCCCCCGGCUGAACUGGCUCUGCAGGAGCACUCAGAGCCCACUGAGGCAGAGCCCGAGCGUGAGGACUGGGCCGCAGGGCCAGCUCCAGCCCAAGCUGAAGUCCCACCUGUGGAGCCUGCGCCAGCUCCACCUGCAGCUCCGUCCCCCGCUCUGGCCUCACAGCGAGAGCCAGCCUCAGGCAGCCCUUGUGCACCAGCUGCAGGUCCAGGGCUCCUGGUGGCUCCACAGCAGGGCUCAGCUCCUGAGCUCCCCCCGGGGCCAGCCCCUGCCCCACCCCUACCCUUCCCCUCCAUCACUGUGGGGCAUGUUUUCGCAUAUGUUCUCUCCCUUCUCUUCUGGAUCUACAUGAAUAACAGAAUUCUUUUUAAUAAAAGUUAAGGAUUUUGGUCUGGU
Messenger RNA from Chinchilla lanigera (long-tailed chinchilla), 978 nucleotides. Its product is annotated as predicted GPI-anchored protein 58. Bases 64 to 963 code for a protein of 299 amino acids. The record is from RefSeq and is a predicted model, not a curated record. Lineage: Eukaryota; Metazoa; Chordata; Mammalia; Rodentia; Chinchillidae. The transcript is spliced from 4 exons.